Dimorphilus gyrociliatus is the source of this 1424-nucleotide messenger RNA. NCBI's taxonomy places the organism in Eukaryota, Metazoa, Annelida, Polychaeta, Dinophilidae. The record is from the annotation of a GenBank genome assembly.
GUUGAAAAGAAACAAAAGUUCUCUUUUAUUUAAAACAGAUCUUAGCUAGUAGAAACCUUUCUUCAGGUUCUUUCAUCUUCUUCAGUUUUUAUAAAAUAUAACAAAUAUGAGUUUUCGAGGAAAAACCGACAAGAGAAUCUUGGAACACUACCUGAACCUGGAACAACCGGAAGGCGUAUAUCAGGUCAUGUAUGUAUGGAUUGAUGGUACAGGCGAACAUAUGAGAUGUAAAACCAAAACCAUGGAAAAGGAACCAAUAGUUCCCGAAGAUUGUCCCAUAUGGAACUUUGACGGAUCAUCAACCGGUCAGGCCGAAGGUUCAAACAGUGAUGUGUACCUUAAACCAGUCAAACUAUUCAGAGAUCCUUUUAGGAGAAAGGGAAAUAAACUAUUGUUAUGUGAAACAUACAAAUAUAACAUGACACCAACAGAUACGAACUUGAGAAAGUCAUGUGUAGAAGUAAUGAAUAAAGCAAGCGAAGCUUAUCCAUGGUUCGGUAUCGAACAAGAAUACACAUUGAUGGAUUUGGAUGGUCAUCCUUUCGGAUGGCCCAAGGGUGGUUAUCCCGGUCCCCAAGGUCCUUAUUAUUGUGGUGUUGGAGCUGAUAAAGUUUACGGAAGAGAUAUUGUCGAGGCUCAUUACAAGGCCUGCUUAUAUGCUGGUAUCAAAAUUAGUGGAACAAAUGCCGAAGUUAUGCCAGCACAAUGGGAAUUUCAAGUCGGACCUUGCGAAGGUAUUGAAAUGGGAGAUCAACUUUGGAUGGCAAGAUUCCUUUUACAUAGAGUUGCCGAAGAUUUUGGAGUAAAAGUUUCAUUCGAUCCAAAACCAAUGCCUGGCGAUUGGAAUGGUGCAGGUGCUCAUUGUAAUUAUAGUACGGUUGAGAUGCGUCAACCUGGCGGUAUUAAAAUAAUUGAAAAGGCAAUUGAGAGGAUGUCAAAGAGACAUAAGGAGCAUAUUCAAUAUUAUGAUCCAAAGAACGGUAGAGAUAACGAAAGACGUCUUACCGGCCUUCACGAAACUAGUUCUAUUCACGAUUUUUCGGCUGGAGUAGCGAAUAGAGCUUGUUCAAUUAGAAUACCAAGACAAGUUGGAGAAGAAGGUCACGGUUACUUAGAAGAUAGACGACCUAGCUCCAAUUGCGAUCCUUACGCCGUUACCGAGAUUAUCGUCAGGACUACUGUUCUAGAAGAGUAAAUACUCCUAUGAACUUUUUUUUUUUAUAUCACUAUUUAAGUAUUCGUGAACAUAUCUAUUUAAGCUUUAUUUUUCAAUCAUAAAAAAGAGAAAAAAAACGAAAUUAAAUGACGACAAAGCGACAAAAUAUAUUCAUAUAAAUAUAUUUCUAAUAAAUAUUUCUUUCUUUGAAAUAACAUUAGAUUACCAAAUUAAUUGUUGUUCAUUAUUAUUUUUAGUUCAAGUAGGC